Messenger RNA from Zygosaccharomyces rouxii, 3120 nucleotides. It is a transcript of the gene POL5, whose product is annotated as DNA-directed DNA polymerase. Gene Ontology annotation, cellular component: nucleolus. Gene Ontology annotation, molecular function: transcription factor binding; rDNA binding. Bases 1 to 3120 code for a protein of 1039 amino acids. The transcript has a single exon. NCBI's taxonomy places the organism in Eukaryota, Fungi, Ascomycota, Saccharomycetes, Saccharomycetales, Saccharomycetaceae. The record is from RefSeq and is a predicted model, not a curated record. Gene Ontology annotation, biological process: regulation of DNA-templated transcription.
AUGCCUGGUAAGGUUAAUAGAGAUUGUUUUUAUAGGCUAGCGUCUGAUCUACAAGAUGAGCGUGUGAAAGCGGCGGUAUCACUAAUCGAGGAAUUAUCAGCCUUAGAAUUGCCUGCAUGCAAUGAGGAAUGGUCCUACGUUUUGAAGAGAUUGAUCUCAGGGUUGGCAUCGGGUAGGAAUAGUGCUAGGUUGGGUUUUUCCCUUUGUCUAUCUGAAGUGGUUAAGAUGGCACUAGAUAAAGGUACCUUAGCACCUCAAGAUUUAUCUUCCCCAGAUCAAUACUUGGAAUUGCUAUCCAAUAACCUUUCUCCUGAUGCUGUCGGAAAGAGCAAAAAAGAUUUGAAAGGUAAAGAUGAGCGUGGUAUUCUUUUCGGUAAAAUGUUUGGUCUUCAAGCAAUCUUAAAUGAACCACUUUUCACGAGCAUCUUCUUUGAUCAAGAAGGUAAAGUCUCACCGUUUGCUCUUAGAUUUGCUCAAGAAUUGGCGGAGUUGGCUGUUAAGAAGAAUUGGUUAAGAGAAUCAUGUCUUUACACAUUGUUUCAAACUGUGCAAAGGUUAGUACCUGCCAUGGAAAGUGAAAUUGUUAGUUCCAUUUUACUUCUCUUGGAUAAAUAUCAAUUAACCAUGACGAAUGAAGGUUUAGCAAUAUACCUUCUUUUGUUCCAUGGUAAGGCUAGGAAAAACGGAAAAUCUUUCAAAGUUCCUUCGUCAUUAGCGCUAGAAUUUGCCGCCUGGAAAAAUAACGAUCCAUUGUCAAAGGGCAAUUUACCUCAGCUUUCUCGUGUUCUUCGUGAUGCUCCGGCUAAUGAUUCUGAGGUUGCAGAUGGUUCACACCCUAAAUCUGCUAAUUGGAAUCCUAGACUCCACUUUGUCUGGGAUAUUUUGAUUCCCAUCUUGGCUCCUGGAAAGUCCGAUGAAGAAAUUCCUUCCAAAAAGAGUCAUAAGAAGAAAAAGAAGGACACUGUUGAAGGGAUCGAGUUCCCAGAAUUUUUUCAGGCAGCUGUGGAUGAGACUUUCUUUAGUGAGAAGGCUUCAAGUGAAAGGAAAUAUCUCGGGUUCCUCGUCUUUAUUAGGGCCGUGGAAGUUGUCUCGUCUCAAUGGAUUCAAAGUUGCUUUACUCAAAACUUUAUGAGAACGUUGAUCAAUCAAUCAAGUGAUUCGAAACGGUUGUUGAAUAAAAUUUCUCAGAAGGCUCUUGAUGCCAUUGUGAAGGCCUGUGAAAAGGAUGCGUCUGAAAAAAUAGCACUUUGUCUGGAGGCAAUGUUAUUCGGACCACAUGGAACAAUCAGUUUCGAUAAGUUGACAAAAUCAAAGACAGCUUCGAAACUUGUAGCAAUCAAGGAUAUCUCCAGUAGUGGGCUUGAUAGGCUCUUUAAUAUGCUUUCGGCACAGUUAAGUCGAGAAGAGGAACCAAAUAAACAACAUUACCAGUUUGUGUUGGACACUGUGCUCCACGCUGUGAGAACCCACAGACUUGAAAUUUCUCAAGAGCUCAUUGCGCACCCUCUGUUAGACUCUAUUGUGACACUUGCUUUCUUUUCAAAGAAGGGUGAAGAUAUCAGCGAUUUGGCUAGGGAAAGACUUUUCUCGAUUCUGUCUGAAUUAACUAUUCAGAAAGAUGGACAAUCUUGGCAGCAUUAUACCUUAAAGCUGAUUUUAUCUAAAGAAGCGGAAGGUAAUGAACCAAUAAAUAAGUUGGAUGAAGACUUGAAAGCCAUCGAAACCGAAGCAUUGGAUAUUCUUCAAAACAUUUCCUCGGACAGCCCACAGUCUCGUGGUCUUGAAUGGUUGCUCUCCAACUGCUUACUACAACUAUAUUCUGGUGAUAGUGAGUCCCUUUCCAUCGUUGAGGAGUUGUGUAUCUUUUACCGCGAAGGUCUUAAUGAGUCCAAUUCCUUGGUCGGCAUCACUGAAAUCCUGUUAUCCUUGCUGGCUCAAAAGAAAGCUCUUUUGAGGAAAUUGAGUCUUGUCGUCUGGGAACAAUUCGUCAGUGAGGUGGGUGAACAAGAGCUAAAAAUACUGCUUGAAGUUUUAGAUGCCCGUGAGAACAAAGAAGGUUUUGCAAAGUUGUUUGAGAAUGUCGAUGACUAUCAAGAAGAAAGUGCUGGAGAAGAGGAGGAUCUUGAGGAUGGUGAGGGCAAGAGUAAGAAAAGCGACGACAAAUCGAAAUCUGGGAAUGAUCCAAGCGACGAAAGCGAAGAUGCUUCCAGUGCAUCAGAGGAAGAUUCCUCAGACGAUUCUGAUGCAGAAGAUGACAGUAACGUUGCCAAGAUUGAUAGAGAAGCAACAAGUGCUUUGGCAAAGGCGUUGAAUCUUCCCGAGAAUAUCGUUAACGAUAAGGGUGAAGUUGAUGUUGAAAGGUUAGAGGCUGAAAAUGGUGCAAAUUCGGAUGAAAUGGAUGAUGAUGACGAUGAUGAGGAAGAUGAGGAAGAAGAUGAGGAGGAGGAAUCUAUGGAUGACGAACAGAUGAUGAAACUUGAUGAACAAUUGUCACAAAUCUUCAAGCGCCGUAAAGAGGCUUUAUCUGGUGUUACCACUGGAAAUGAGAGAAAGGUUGAGGUUAAAGAAGCCCGUGAAAAUGUUAUUACUUUCAAGCACAGAAUUGUUGAUAUGCUUGAGGCUUACAUUAAACAUGCUGACAGAAUUGCUCUCCAAGAUAAUAAUGAUGAAGCCAAUUCAAAAGACACCUUCAAGAAUUUAUUCCUUUUCGUCGAACCUAUGAUCAGAUGCCUGCAGUUGACUUUGGACAAACCUUUGGCCGAUAAAAUAUCAAAAUUAUUGAAGGGUAGACUUUACAAAAUCAAGAUAUCAGCAUUUAAGGGUGCCAUUGACUCGAAGCGUCUUCUCGAACAAUUAGAAGUUACACAUAAAGCCUUGUUGACUUCCAAACCUGGUCAGUUCCCAGCGUUAUACUUCUCAACCUGCUCAACUACAUCACUGUUUUUGGGUAAAGUUUUGGUGGAGAAUAACAGUGAAGAUCCUGCUAUUUCCUAUGGUCAAAUGAUUGACCUUUACGCAGACACUACGAAGGAGUGGCUGUUGAUAGGUAAGUUUGGUGCCAAUGUGUUUGCAGACUUCCAUAACUGGCUGCUCUCAAGAAAGAAGACACCAAAUGCUUGA